Molecule: messenger RNA, 1333 nt
Organism: Periconia digitata
Lineage: Eukaryota; Fungi; Ascomycota; Dothideomycetes; Pleosporales; Periconiaceae
Source: the annotation of a GenBank genome assembly
UUGCUUAUCAAACAACCCCGUUCAUGUAACCGUACAGCCAGACUCCGCACUUCAAGCUCAUCUCAGUCCCACGUAUCUUUAAUAUUGAUCAACCAUGGGUGGCCAGGCGUUCGCAGACUUGGAGUCCGUCCACAAAGCGCCCAUCAAUGUGCCACGCCUGCCACCAGCCACCUAUCAAACCAUUGCCUCGCACAUUCAGACCAAGUUGAAAACCCUCUUCGCCCGCGUCGUUAUACCACGCGAAGCACCGGGCAAGCUCGAUCAUGGCGAUAUUGAUUUCCUAGUCUGCGGUAUUCUCUCCCUCUCCCCCUCCCCCUCCCCCUCCCCCUUCCCACCCCCCAAAGCCAGCGAAGACGCCAAAAUCAGCGCCCACCACGAAGAAACACAGAAAGUAUGGGAAUCCGUUCAGACUCUCCUCGAAUGCGAACCCCAUCUCCACAUCUCGCGCGGCACAUCGCACUCCUUCGGGAUCCCACACCCAACCAUCCCAACGGCGCUCGUCCAAGUCGAUGUAGAGCUAUGCCCCAACGACGACCUCUUCGCAUGGACGCACUUCCUGAAAUCCGACUCGGACCUCCUCCAGAUCAUCGGAAGCAACCACCGCCAUCUCGGACUCACAAACAACGACCGCGGCAUGCACGUCCGCGUCGCGGAGAUUGAACCGUACGACAAGAAAAAAAGCCUCAUCUCCCUGACGCGCGACCCGGAUCAAGCCAUGGAAAUACUUGGUCUCGAUAUCGAGGAGUACCACGCUGGCUUUGCGACCGAGGAGCAGCUUUUCCAGUGGGUAGCGCGGGGCAGGUUCUUUUCGCGGAGAGUGUUUGAAGAUCGGAGCGGAGUCGAGAAACACAACGAUCGCGCGCGGAUGGCUAAACGGCCCAUGUUUCGUCGUUUUGUGCUGGAAUACGUCCCUGCUCAUCCCGAGAUUGGACAGAGCGAAGGCGAGGAGUGGACGCGCGAACGAGUACUAGGGGAGGCGCUGAACAUGUUUUCAAAGCACGGCGAGUACGAGCGUAUGAUGGGGGAUCACCGCGUCAAGGAAGCUGAGGAGGCGUUUUGGAAGAGAGUCAAGGAGGUGGUUCCCGCGCAGGGAAACAGUCUAGCGUCUGCGGUCAAAGGCUUGAGGCGAUGGGUCGAUUUUGAGGAUGGGAUGCCGUAUAUCACGUCUACUCGCGUCGAGGAGACGCCGAUUUGGACCCAAAAUUUCCCAUUGGGAUCUCUGGAUACAGUGAUGGAUUGGAUCGUGCGGAAUUGGGGUACUGCAAAAGCGCUGGAAAAGAAGCAUGCGCAGGUCGCAAGGGAGAGCACAGCGAACAAUGCAGGUGUGCGAUGA